GGCAAAUUGGAAAAAUUCAGAUGGCGGCGAUUUCAGAAACUGGAGCGCAGCUCUUUGCUCGACUUGGUGAGAAACCCUCUCUUGCUAGACUGAACCCCAAACUAAUCCCACCAGGUUUAGAGCCUAGGCCUGGAGAUGUGGUAGAGAUCUACGGCAACAGUGGCUCUGGUAAAACUGAGCUUCUCCUAAACCUGGCUGCAAUGUGUAUUCUUCCAGAGCAGUGGAAGGCAAUUGAUAUUGGAGGACUAGGAACCAGUGUUGUGUUCGUAGACACUGAUCAUCAGUUCUCAAUGCUCAGGUUGUUUGCUCUUCUGGAGAGGAAAGUUGCUGAAGCUAUUGAUAAAAGGACAAAGCGUAAAGGUAGGAUUGGAGAUCAUGAUGGAGGUACGGCAAGCACAACACAUUUUAAUUCUGAGUGUGCCAAUCAAAAAGACAAUGACAGCAAUAAGGAAACAUGCUUGCAACAAAAUGUGAACUUAAAUUUGCACAGUGCUUCUUGCAGGACUACUGAAAGUGCCAAACAGUCGACCGAUGAAGCCAAGUUUUCUCCCCCAUCUGAAGAGGAAGUAGAGACUUUCUUAAAGGCAUGCUUGAAGAAACUCUACAUGGUCAAGAUUGCUACAAGCAACCAGCUGGUUAUAACCCUCCACUCCUUAGAAUCCUUACUAGCCAGCCAGUGUGACAUCUCUGUGCUCAUGAUGGACUCUGUAUCAGCGUUCUACUGGGUAGAUAAGAUGAAAGGAGAUGGUGCACAUCGCCAAGGUGUCAAUCAAAAGCUGGCAUUUGGGGCCCUCUCUAGACUAGUCGAAGACUACCACCUAGUCCUGUUCGCUUCCAAGGCAGCUCUUGUAACUAAGCAACCACAGAAUGAAUUCAGUUUAAGACUUGACUCUACUGGGGAAACGGAUCAUUCCAAUCAAACUUCAACCUCGAGUGUGAAGUUAAGCACAGACCAUCAUGAGUUUAUGAGCCAGGAAUGGACAAAGCUUGUCACUCAUAGGAUGAUUCUAGAACGACAUGAUCACAUGACCUCUGAUGGACCAAACAGCUCCUAUAUAUCGGUGCUUAAGCACAAGGCCUCGGGAAAUAUGUAUUCAUGUCAAUUCAUUGUAGAUCAACAGGGCAUAAGGGUAUAGCCUACGGUAUCUAUAAAGGGGAAGUUUACUCUGGCAUUUGGGCUUAAAUAAAAGCAGAAAUGAUAAACAGAUCAGUGAAAAUUUGAGGAAAGAAGGAGGGAGGAUAUUUAUUAUUAAAUUCAUUAAGUUUGAAAAACAUGUAGUUCUUAAUCAAAUUUGCAACUCUGAUAUUCAUUGUGAGCUCCUAUCCACUUGUAUGAAAUUUCAUUAAUAUCCAUUUUCCUCCAAAGCAAUAAUGGUGCGAUUCAGGCCUGUGACUUAGAUUAUUGUUAGACCCCUCGAUGAAAUGGAUGUUUUUCUUUAUCAGCAACCAAGAGGAUGGAUAUUUUAGAUAAUUUCAAAGGGAGGGGGGAUAAUUUCAAUGGGAAAUAAAAAGUUGCCAUCUGUUUUCGUUCAAUAUAAACUUUACAAAAAAUACACUUUUAAUGUUUUAUAUUUCAUUUACCGGUAAAUUUAUCCAGUCCAGAGCUGAUUUUCUCCAAACUUUCAGAAUUCCACUGAUCUCUAUCACACAUUUUUUCCAGCUUUUAUUAAAAUCAAAUGAACUUGAUAUCAGGAUGGACUUGCCCUUUAAUACAAAACUUCUCUGAAGGGAAUGUUGCUACUCAAAAUGGAAAUGGGAAAUAAAAAGUUGCAAUCUGUUUUCGAUCAAUAUAAACUUUACAAAGAAUACACUUUUAAUGUUUUAUAUUUCAUUUACCGGUACAUUUAUCCAGUCCAGCGCUUAUUUUCUCCAAACUUUCAGAAUUCCACUGAUCUCUAUCACACAUUUUUUUCAGCUUUUAUUAAAAUCAAAUGAACUUGAUAUCAGGAUGGACUUGUCCUUUAAUACAAAACUUCUCUGAAGUGCAAUAUUUAUUUUCAAAUAAACAUACAUGUAUGAUGA
This is a messenger RNA of Strongylocentrotus purpuratus (purple sea urchin), 2022 nucleotides long. RefSeq names its product DNA repair protein XRCC2. Gene Ontology annotation, biological process: double-strand break repair via homologous recombination; DNA strand invasion. Gene Ontology annotation, cellular component: centrosome; replication fork; Rad51B-Rad51C-Rad51D-XRCC2 complex. The transcript has 2 exons. The coding region runs from base 21 to 1136 and encodes 371 amino acids. Lineage: Eukaryota; Metazoa; Echinodermata; Echinoidea; Camarodonta; Strongylocentrotidae. The record is from RefSeq and is a predicted model, not a curated record. Gene Ontology annotation, molecular function: ATP binding; ATP-dependent DNA damage sensor activity; four-way junction DNA binding.